Echinops telfairi (small Madagascar hedgehog) is the source of this 1240-nucleotide messenger RNA. It is a transcript of the gene RFXANK, whose product is annotated as regulatory factor X associated ankyrin containing protein. NCBI's taxonomy places the organism in Eukaryota, Metazoa, Chordata, Mammalia, Afrosoricida, Tenrecidae. The record is from RefSeq and is a predicted model, not a curated record. Gene Ontology annotation, molecular function: protein binding. The transcript has 10 exons. Bases 287 to 1069 code for a protein of 260 amino acids. Gene Ontology annotation, cellular component: nucleus. Gene Ontology annotation, biological process: regulation of transcription by RNA polymerase II.
GCAGUGGGCCAGUUCUCGGGUGGGGGUAGUAGUCGCGUAUCAAGUUGCUCUGUCCCGGCAGAAGCAGCCAGGUGCUGUGGGUCCGGCUUUUUCUCCUUGCAUCAAGUGAAGGAGAAAAGUUUCUGAAUUGAGCCCCCAAGUUUUGGGGGACCCUGGCUUGCGGUGCGGGGGGACAGAGGAGGCUCGUGGGGAGGCCUCGUUUCCCCAUUUUAUUGGCGAGGAAGCUGAAGCACAGAGGGCUUAAGGCGUGGAUUCGGAUUCUGUGCUUGGCAGGCGAGCUUCCUGCAUGGAGCCUGCUCAGCCAGCAGAUGACCUCAGCCCAGCUCAGCUGCCUCCUGCCCUAGAGCCCGGGGACCCAGAAGACUCCAGGGAUGAGAGCCCUGACAGCUCAGACACCGUGGUCCUUAGCCUCUUCCCCUGCACCCCGGAGCCUGGGAACCCUGAUGUGGACACUGGGGUCCCCUCACCUCAGGCAGGCAGCUCCCUGAAGCACUCCACCACCCUCACCAACCGGCAGCGAGGGAAUGAAGUUUCUGCCCUGCCGGCUACCCUGGACUCCCUGUCCAUCCACCAGCUCGCAGCCCAGGGGGAGCUGAGCCAGUUGAGGGAACACUUGAGGAAAGGGGACAACCUAAUCAACAAGCCAGAUGAACAUGGCUUCACCCCUCUCAUCUGGGCCUCAGCCUUCGGCGAGAUUGGAACUGUCCGCUUCCUGCUGGAGUGGGGCGCCGACCCACACAUCCUGGCCAAGGAGCGGGAGAGCGCCCUGUCCCUGGCCAGCACAGGAGGCUACACGGACAUCGUGGGACUGCUGCUGGAGCGGGACGUGGAUAUCAACAUCUACGACUGGAACGGAGGAACCCCCCUGCUGUAUGCUGUACGGGGGAACCAUGUGAAGUGUGUGGAGGCCUUGCUGGCCCGAGGAGCUGAUCUCACCACGGAGGCUGACUCUGGCUACACACCCAUGGACCUCGCCGUGGCCCUGGGGUAUCGCAAAGUGCAACAGGUGAUCGAGAACCACAUUCUCAAGCUUUUCCAGAGGGACCUUGUGCCCGCUGACCCCGAGUGAUGGCCACCACCUGGGACUCGGACACUCAGGGAACAAACCAGGCAGCCCAGAGCCGGAGCCACCCAGCUGGCUUCAGAGGCAGCUCCAGCUCUCCAGCAGGGGAGAUGAGGCUGGACAGUGGUGGGAGGGGGCGGUCUCAAGAGGAACCAAUAAAACUUCUUUGCAAAACUC